AUGGCGCCGCUGACGGCGAUCCGUGGCGGUUUUCCGAUCAUGAUUUGCGGCGUGGUGGUGACGGACGAAGCGGGGUGGAGCCCAGGGUGGCGGGGGAAGGACGCGGAGGCUUGCCUCCCUGCGAGCCGGAAAAUUGCGGCGGAGACUCGCUGGCGGAAAAACUUCGGGGGUGGAAAAAUCGCGCGUGAGAUCGGGCGCGGCGCGGACAACGCCGAAGAUCGGAAGCCCUCCACCGACAUGGAAGCCGAUCUGGCGAAAGGGGCCGCAUGCCCCGUGACCGACGCCGGAGGCGGCGGCGGCGAUCUGCCCGCGGGUCCGCCGCCGCCCAUCGUGACGAUAAAAUCUCUGGGUCGGAGGUCGGAGAUGGAAGAUGACGGAUAUAACGGGCCUGACCUCGUGGUUCUGCCCCUGCUGGCCAAGGAGGGGGAAAGGAUAGUGCCCAAGAUGGUUGAGAGGGGUUUGAGGCCGCUCUGGAGCGAUGGCCCGAGGAGGACUGGCCCCGGGGCGCCCGCUGAGCCCAGCUCGGAGGGCGUGGGGCCGCAGAGGCGCAUUCUGGCGAUGUGGCACUAUGCUGGCGUUUAUGAUGGGCACGGCGGUGAGGCUGUGUCCAAGGAGGCUGCCACACACUUGCACCUUUUCUACAAGCAGUCGUUUGCCUCUGUGCUGGGUGCAUUUGGGGACGACAACCCUGUGGGGGUGCAGCCGCCCAACGGGACAAUCGCGGACUCUGGGGAGCAGUCGGCGGAGGGGGCGGCUGCCCAGGACUCGUGUGAGAACAUGAUGGCUGAAGAUGCUGUGCCGAAAGUUGCCACCCCGGCGCCUCUCCCCAUACUGCCGUCGGAUGAUGAGAUGGUGGCUGCGGCGCGGAGGCACCCGGGGCUGACGCCGCAGAUGCUGGUGGAUGCGAUCGUGGAGGCAUUCCAUCGGAUGGACAGGCAGCUGAAAGACCAGCUGGUUGCCAUGGAGAUGGGCACGACGGCAGUGAUUGCGCUCGUCUGUGAGACCCACAUUUGUGUUGCAAACUGCGGCGACUCCAGGGCGGUGCUGUCGAGAGGCAAGAAUGCCUUCAGGAUGACCAGGGACCACAAGCCCGGUGUGGAGGACGAGACGGAAAGGAUCCGGGCAGCGGGGGGAGCUGUCCUUGACUACGGUGGCAAGAGGGUGAUGGGGCUGCUGGCUGUGUCUCGCGCCCUGGGUGACCACUACCUCAGGAAUGCAGGUGUUAUUGCAGAUCCAGAGGUGACUGUGAUUGGCCGCAGCCCAGAAGACGAGUUCCUGGUGCUGGCUACAGACGGUCUGUGGGACGCCCUCUCGGACUCUGAGGCGUGUGACAUGACUCGUAAGUAUCUGGAAGAGGCCCCCGCGGCGGGCAAGUCGCCUGAGAAGGCUGCCGAAGAGGCAGCACAGGCACUGGUGGAUGCUGCCCUGGACCGGGGCAGCAAGGACAACACUACGGUGACCAUCGUGGACCUGAGGCAGGGAUAG
This is a messenger RNA of Ostreobium quekettii, 1485 nucleotides long. The record is from the annotation of a GenBank genome assembly. Lineage: Eukaryota; Viridiplantae; Chlorophyta; Ulvophyceae; Bryopsidales; Ostreobiaceae.